Messenger RNA from Debaryomyces fabryi, 3243 nucleotides. It is a transcript of the gene PIM1, whose product is annotated as ATP-dependent Lon protease. Gene Ontology annotation, biological process: protein quality control for misfolded or incompletely synthesized proteins; mitochondrion organization; protein catabolic process. Lineage: Eukaryota; Fungi; Ascomycota; Pichiomycetes; Serinales; Debaryomycetaceae. Gene Ontology annotation, molecular function: ATP binding; single-stranded DNA binding; ATP-dependent peptidase activity. The coding region runs from base 1 to 3243 and encodes 1080 amino acids. Gene Ontology annotation, cellular component: mitochondrial matrix. The transcript has a single exon. The record is from RefSeq and is a predicted model, not a curated record.
AUGCUUAGACCAAGAACUUACGUACGUAAGUUGGCUUGGAGAUGUCCAAGAACAUCACAAUUAGGGCUAAGAUUGGCUACGAGUGUAUCUAGUCCUAAAACAUUGCCACUUCAAAUGAAUUUUGAUAUUUCACAUUCACAGUCUGCAUUUAGAGCCUAUCAGGAUAUUAUACAUAGAAAUAAAAGUGUUAGUGAUGAUGAACCCUCACAGAGGUCUGAAAAUGAAAAUAAUCCGUCUGAAACCGACAAGGAAUCUAAUCAAGAUCCGGAGACGCCAGAGAAAGACAAGGAGCUGGAAAAUGAUAAAGAACAAGAAAAUGAGAAAGAUAUUGAGAAUGAUAAUAAAGUAUCGUCUGAAUCUAAUGAAACCGUGCCAACGGCCUCAUCGAAUACAGGUGGAGCGGCAGCCCCACCUAGCGGUAACAAUAAUGGAGAUGAUCCAGAUGAUUCGAACCCUCUGCUUCCAGUUGAUCCUGUUACUGGGUUGUAUCCACCGUUAUUGGCUAUUCCUAUGAAGGACCGUCCUCCACUUCCGGGUCGUCCAUUCGCAAUUAAUGUCACAGACCCUGAGGUGAUUAGGUCCAUAUACACCAUCAUUGAUAAAAGAGAACCAUACUUUGUAUUGUUUCAUGUAAAAGAUUCUAAUGAACCAGAUACUGAUGUUAUAAAUAAGAAAGACUCGGUGUAUGAUAUAGGGGUCCAUUGUCAAAUUAUUAGACAUACCACCCCUAGACCUGGGGUAUUUAAUGUUUUAGGUUACCCUCUUGAAAGAUGUAAAUUAGAGGAAUUAACCACCCCAAGUAGUCAAAAGGAGGCUAAAUCUGAUGCGCCUGUAAAGGAUGAUGGAGAAAACUUCCCAACGUCUUAUUUGAAGGGCCUCAAUGUUUCAUAUGCAACAGUUAAACCAGUCGAAGAUGAGCCUUAUGAUAAAUCAUCUGCAGAAAUUCGUUCAUUGGUUGAAUCAUUGAAAACAUUGUUAAGUAAAAUGGGUGGUAAGAACCCACUUGAAAAGCUUCAGAUUAAAGAAGGAACUGACUUGAUUAGUGAUCCAUCUAAAUUUGCCGAUUUUGUUGGUUCCACCAUACAUGGAGAUCCAAAAAAGAUUCAAGAAAUAUUAGAAACUUUGAAUAUUGAGACAAGGUUAUCAAGGGCACUAGAAUUAUUGAAAGUGGAACUUAAGGCUAGUUUAAUUAAAGAAAGUACUAUACAUAAUUUGAGUACUAAAGCAGAUGAAUAUCAGACCCGUCUUUUCAUUAAGGAAUUCAUUAAGGAAUUGCAAAAGCGUGCAGGUAUUUCUGAAUCGGAUGAUAAGAAGACUUCCAAAUUUGAUGAAAGGCUUAAACAUUUGAAACUUACAGAUGAAGCUAUGGAAGCAUACAAUGCUGAAAAGGCUAAGAUGGAAAACCAGAACGAACAUUCUAGUGAAUUAGGUGUUAGCGAAAGGUAUUUAGAUUGGUUGACGUCUAUUCCAUGGGGAGUUUACUCAAAAGACCAUUUCAAUAUUAAGCAAGCAAGAGAAGUUUUAGAGCGUGAUCAUUAUGGUUUGAAGGAUGUUAAGGACCGUAUUUUGGAAUUCAUUUCUUUAGGUAAGGUUUCUGGUAAAGUUGAUGGUAAGAUUUUAUGUUUGGCAGGUCCUCCAGGUACCGGUAAAACAUCUAUUGCCAAAUCUAUUGCUGAAUCAUUGAAUCGUAAAUAUGUGAGAAUUGCUAUGGGUGGUAUACAAGAUGUUCAUGAAGUUAAAGGGCAUAGAAGGACUUAUGUCGGUUCUAUUCCAGGUCGUAUUAUAUCUGCUUUAAAACAAGCUAAAACAUCAAAUCCUUUAAUGUUAAUCGAUGAAAUCGAUAAGCUAGAUUUGAGCCGUGGUGGUGGUGCUGCUUCAGCAUUCUUAGAGAUCUUAGAUCCGGAACAAAACAAUGCAUUCGUAGAUAACUACAUUGAUGUUAAAGUUGAUUUAUCAAAGGUUUUAUUUGUUUGUACAGCAAACUACUUAGGAAAUAUCCCAGCUCCUUUGAGAGAUCGUAUGGAGAUUAUUGACGUCUCUGGGUAUACCAAUAAUGAAAAAAUUGAAAUUGCUAAAAGACACUUGAUUCCUGAAGCUAGUAAGAAGGCGGGCUUAGAAACCAAUCAUGUUCUUAUCACCAACGAAACUAUUUCUAGAUUGAUUGAAAAAUACUGUCGUGAAAGUGGUCUCAGAAACAUUAAGAAGUUAAUCACUAGAAUUUUCAGUAAAGCAUCUCUCAAGAUUGUGGAAGAAAUUGAAACCAAAGAAGCUCUUAAUGCCCCUAAAGAAAAAGAUACUGUUACAGCAGGUUCUGCCGAGGUGAACGAUAAUAAAGAAGCUACUCAUUCGAGCACUCCUCACUCAGAGAAUGCUGAUGAAAAUGUGGCAGAUGUUCAAGCCAAAUCUAAAUCCACACUUGAAACAGCCGGAACGAAAGAAAAGAAUGAAGCUAAUAAAGAAAAUAAACAAUCUGAAAAUGAUGAAAAGCCAGAAGCAAAAUUUGUUAUUCCUGAGGAUAUUAAAUUAGAAAUCACGCCUGAAAACUUGAAAGAUUAUGUUGGUCCAGAAAUUUACACUAGAGACCGUGUAUAUGAUAUUCCACCGCCUGGUGUUGCAACUGGUCUUUCUUACAGCACUUCAGGUAAUGGUGAUGCUCUUUACAUCGAAUCGAUCUUAACACAUUCAAUUGGAUCUGGAUCUGGAGUUCCAGGCAUGCAUGUCACUGGUAGUUUGAAGGAUGUUAUGAAGGAGUCUGCGUCUAUCGCAUAUUCGUUUGCUAAACUGUUUAUGGCUAAGAAUUAUCCAGAUAACAGAUUUUUUGAAGCAGCCGACAUUCAUAUUCAUUGUCCAGAUGGUGCAAUUCCAAAAGAUGGUCCAUCUGCUGGUAUUUCUUUUACAUCUUCGUUGAUUUCAUUAGCAAUUAAUGAAUCCUUGCCUCCAACUGUAGCCAUGACAGGUGAAAUAACUGUCACUGGAAGAGUAUUACCAGUAGGUGGUUUGAGGGAAAAAAUAUUAGGUGCUAAGAGAUACGGUUGUGAUACUAUAAUCUUCCCUAAAGAUAUUGAAAAUGAACUUGAAGAAAUCCCAGACGAAGUCAAAGAAGGCGUCACAUUUAUUCCAGUCGAAUGGUAUCAAGAAGUCUUUGAUAAGAUUUUCCCUAAAAGUACCGCUCAAAAAUGUAAUGAAGUAUGGAAGGAAGAAUUUGCCAAAUUGGACCUGAAAAAAAAAAAUAAGAAGAAAUGA